AUGGCUAGGUCAAUAGUCGAUCUUCGCCAAACAGGAGAGUUAAGCAACCAGCGUAUCACACUACUCCGUCCCACCCUAGUAGCUAUGCCUGAUCAAGCAUUACCUUCCAUGCUUAACACUUCCAACUCGCACCUUUCUAGCGCCUUUGCUCUUGUAACAAUCAAAGACCGGCUUCCAGUUAUAUUGGUAAAGACAUUGGACGAUCUUGUGAAAUGUAAAAGCAAAUAUGGUAAUCCUGAAAACGAUCUUGAUGACAUAAAGUCGGUAAUAUCUGAAAUAUCCAAAUUGCGCUACGAACUCAUGACAAACAAACCCUUCGUUCCUCUUUUGCCCGAACCGGACGCCGCGGAUAUCGACGUCUACAACGAAGCAGUUCUCAAGUAUAAUAAGGCAGAUCUGUCGUGGUUUGGUGCCCCAUGGCUUUUUGUGGAAUGUUACAUGUACAGGCGACUGAUGAACAUCACAAUCAAUUGGUACUCUUCCUCUUUUAUUAAUGUUCAAGUUUACAGUGGCUUUCCUAAAUUGGAUUUAUUUCAUGAACGCAAGGCAAUGGGAUUUUUCAAGAGCGCAAAAUCUCUUGUUUCCAUGUGUGAAUGCUUGGAAGAGAGCCUGCUUUCACUUGAACCCGAGCGGCUCUACGAGGACUUAAAGUUCUACUUAAUGUGCUCCCUCUGGUCAAAUGAAUUCGAUCUCUCGCUGAAAGCCGACGAGACAGAGCUGGAGACGCACACAGACGCGAGUCAGUUGCGCCUCGACGUGCGCAUCAAAACCGCCACUCAGAUGGUGGUCGACGACCUGGAUGCCAUCACGAGUCGCUGGCCCCCACACCUUGCUGCCGCCUCCGUCGACCACCGGCGCACUGUCGUUCUAGUGAUGGACAACACCGCGCCUGAGAUGUUUGCGGAUUUGGUGCUGGGCGAAUUUCUGUUGGGUGCUGGUCUCGCGGAGCGAAUUGUCUUCAUGCCGAAAAUCAUGCCCUGGUUUGUCUCCGACGCCACCCAGUUCGACUUUGAUUGGCUCCUCAAGGAGGCCCUCCCGGCUUGUGGUGUUUCGCGAAAAUUGGCUGUUUGGGCUGGACGUUGGUCCCAACGCUUUCAUGAGGGCUCCUUUGCAGUGGAACUUCAUGCCUUUUGGACCCUCCCAUUUGGCUACAACGAGCUGCAAACAAGAUCGCCCGAUUUGUACUGCCGUCUCACUACGGACUGCAACGUUGUGAUAUUUAAGGGCGAUUUGAACUACCGUAAGCUGCUGGAGGACCGUUUGUGGGCGCCAGACUCUCAAGAGGACAAAACGACCGCAUUUCGGCGCUGUUUCCCCAACUCCCUCCCCCCGGAUGAUGGUGGUGGCAGGGGUUCGCAACCCCUCCUCGUGGCCCUCCGAGUUGCCAAGUCUGACGUUGCGGUGGGGCUGACGUCCCCGCGCCUUCAAGCGGUCCGGGCACUCGAUCCCCAGUGGUGGGUCAAGGGCCUCUUUGGUUUCGCUCAACUCCUCCACUGA
Messenger RNA from Echinococcus granulosus, 1497 nucleotides. RefSeq lists its product as hypothetical. The transcript has 7 exons. Bases 1 to 1497 code for a protein of 498 amino acids. Gene Ontology annotation, molecular function: phosphatase activity. Gene Ontology annotation, biological process: DNA damage response. The record is from RefSeq and is a predicted model, not a curated record. Gene Ontology annotation, cellular component: cytoplasm; nucleus. Lineage: Eukaryota; Metazoa; Platyhelminthes; Cestoda; Cyclophyllidea; Taeniidae.